Messenger RNA from Haliotis rubra (blacklip abalone), 2496 nucleotides. RefSeq names its product A-agglutinin anchorage subunit-like. The transcript has 10 exons. Bases 1 to 1713 code for a protein of 570 amino acids. Lineage: Eukaryota; Metazoa; Mollusca; Gastropoda; Lepetellida; Haliotidae. The record is from RefSeq and is a predicted model, not a curated record.
AUGAUUACCUGCAGAACCAAGAGGAUGUGCCAGGACCAGGCGUGUGAUCGAGCUCGGAUCUGCCAAUCACAAGUCCAGAGACAGUAUGACUCCACCCUCCGCUUUGUUGUCCAAUCAAGUGACUCGGUACAACUUGAUGAUUUGUGUUUAGUGGGCAUCACUGUUGUGAACAAAAAAGACAACACUAGACCACUGCAUUCCAAUUUCAGGGCUCAUCGCAACUUCACUAAGUGUUUGAACAGCUUCCCCGACAAGCCAUGUGAACAGUUCCACGCUCUCCUCCCCUUUCUCUUCCGGUAUGAUUACCUGCAGAACCAGAGGAUGUGCCAGGACCAGGCGUGUGAUCGAGCUCGGAUCUGCCAAUCACAAGUCCAGAGACAGUAUGACUCCACCCUCCGCUUUGUUGUCCAAUCAAGUGACUCGGUACAACUUGAUGAUUUGUGUUUAGUUGUCAUCCGUGGCAAUGAACAAACAGACUGUUACAGCGAAUACAUUGACGAAUGUACCGAUGUACCAGAACAUCCCCUCCGACAACAAUGGGGAGAAAUGGUGAUGGACAUACGGCAAUUGUGUGAUAACGAUUGCGCGAAUGUCAUGAACGGCAUCCCUAGUUGCCACGAUGCCGUCCUGUACGAGAGCUUCAACGGCAACAGCUGGUCGCAGUUCUGUCAGUCGCACAGCAAUGCCACAGCCUGUGUGAAGAAUUUGAACUGCGCGCUAGGUACAUCCAUGUUUAACAAGCUGCUCAGAUCAGAAGUGGAAGGCUUUGUUGCAAAUGUUUGCAUUAAUGAAUGCGCUAACCUUGACGAUACUUUGUUGUCUUUGGAGAGAUGUUUUCCCUCCCUGAGCAGAGCAGGAACUCCGGGCGAUGACUGCAAACAAUAUUAUGCCUUCGAGAACUGCAUGGGCAGGUCUACAGUCGCCCCUUGCAAAGAAGUGGACGGCAUCCUGAACUUCUUGUCGCCUAACUUCACUUCACGAAAAGACAGAUGCACAACCACUACUAGACCAACAACAACCUCAACUACAACAACAACAACAACAACAACAACGACUACUACUACUACUACAACAACACCUACCACAACAACUACUUCCACGACGACCACCACCACUACGCCGUCCACUACGACUACUGAAUUGACUACAACUAUUCCAUCCACGGAAGAAACGACAUCAACUAGUACAGCAUCAUCAUCAUCAUCAACAACAACAUCAACAACUACGACAACGACGACGACGACGACGACGACGACGAUGACUCCUCCUCCCGCCACGACAUUGGAAACAACCAUCGACAUCCCUGAUAUUUCAGCCUGUAUAACUCUAAACCUCAUGAAAGCUAUUAACGCUUCUAUACAAAAAAACAACGCUACAUCGCCUGAAGAUAACUCCGGACUCUGCGUGGAGAUCGUUGGGCUGGCAUCCUGCCUCACGUCCAGGUGCCCCACCCUGAAGGAACUGUCCCGCUGUCUGCUGACCCUACCCCCCAGCGUCCGACGUCACGUGGACCGGACCCUCCCGCACUGCCGACCCCACAUACAGAAGGUCCACGAGGAGAUGGUGGACUACAGGGCGCUGUCCAGCAACACCCAUAGACGAUACUUUAACAUUACGUGUACACGAGCAUCCGGAGCUUCAACUCGAGAGACGACAGCAACUAUGCUCUUCGUAACGCUGAUGACGUCAUUCCUGAUAAUGGGUAGACUGUAAAACUAGGACCUGAAAACAGUGGACACUCAGGAAAAAAAUAUUCAGCAGUUUUCAGCCCCACGCCAAACAAAAAUACGUCCCUCGUUUAUGGUCAACAUAUUUCGUUUACAUCUUGGAUGAUUCACAAAAUUCUACACACUUUUUUGAAAUUUAUUUGAUUUGGAUCAGUAUGAUUUGAAAUGUUUUAAAUUUGAAAAUAGCACAUUGUGGUUUUACUCUUAUACUGAUUUAAAUACUCUCCAGAGUUUACGUUCCGAUAAAUCUCAAAUAGUACAAUGAUUGUAUUACCUCCCUUUGCUGGCUCUGACUUCUCACAGUAGCCUAUCAGGUAAGCCGUUACAACCAAGCUUUUCAGUGUCAACAAAGAUGGCAACCGCGAAGGUUUGCUCGCUGUUCGACUCAGAUUUAAGGAAGAAAUCAUACAGACAAAUUGGCAGGUCUGAAAUAUAUGCAAGAACUCCUACCUCUUUCAGGGUAUCUCUGCAACAAAUGUUUUGCCAAGUUUAAUCGGUUAGAUACAAGAAGCGGAAGUGAGUUAUGAUAGAAGCCUUAUGAUUGGUACGCUCAACUUCCCAGCGUAGACACCUGAUUAGAUAAAGAGCCAGCAAAUGGAGGUAAUACAAUUAUCGGGCCGAGCCGUAGAUGCAUCCAGGUUAUUAGUGAAGAUUUAUCGGAUCAUAUACCCUGGAAAUUAUCGAGGGUGGAUACUAAUGUGCAUUGUUUCAAACAAUGACCGAAAAAUAUCGUGUGUGAAAGAAAAGUCCCAUGCUCACUCACUCCAAA